Homo sapiens (human) is the source of this 2076-nucleotide messenger RNA. It is a transcript of the gene LDHD, whose product is annotated as lactate dehydrogenase D. The record is from RefSeq and is marked reviewed. Lineage: Eukaryota; Metazoa; Chordata; Mammalia; Primates; Hominidae. Bases 61 to 1584 code for a protein of 507 amino acids. The transcript has 11 exons. Gene Ontology annotation, cellular component: mitochondrion. Gene Ontology annotation, molecular function: FAD binding; (2R)-2-hydroxycarboxylate dehydrogenase activity; D-lactate dehydrogenase (FAD) activity.
ACAGUAGCUGACUGGUCACCCUGCCACCCAGUGCUCACACCCUCUGGCCAGUGCCUGGCUAUGGCCCGACUGCUCAGGUCUGCAACCUGGGAGCUGUUCCCCUGGAGGGGCUACUGCUCCCAGAAGGCAAAGGGAGAGCUCUGCAGGGACUUCGUAGAGGCUCUGAAGGCCGUGGUGGGCGGCUCCCACGUGUCCACUGCCGCGGUGGUCCGAGAGCAGCACGGGCGCGAUGAGUCGGUGCACAGGUGCGAACCUCCUGAUGCUGUGGUGUGGCCCCAGAACGUGGAGCAGGUCAGCCGGCUGGCAGCCCUGUGCUAUCGCCAAGGUGUGCCCAUCAUCCCAUUCGGCACCGGCACCGGGCUUGAGGGUGGCGUCUGUGCUGUGCAGGGCGGCGUCUGCGUUAACCUGACGCAUAUGGACCGAAUCCUGGAGCUGAACCAGGAGGACUUCUCUGUGGUGGUGGAGCCAGGUGUCACCCGCAAAGCCCUCAACGCCCACCUGCGGGACAGCGGCCUCUGGUUUCCCGUGGACCCAGGCGCGGACGCCUCUCUCUGUGGCAUGGCGGCCACCGGGGCGUCGGGGACCAACGCGGUCCGCUACGGCACCAUGCGGGACAACGUGCUCAACCUGGAGGUGGUGCUGCCCGACGGGCGGCUGCUGCACACGGCGGGCCGAGGCCGGCAUUUCCGCUUCGGCUUCUGGCCAGAAAUCCCUCAUCACACAGCCUGGUACUCACCUUGUGUGUCCCUGGGACGUAGGAAGAGUGCAGCCGGCUACAACCUCACGGGGCUCUUCGUGGGCUCCGAGGGGACGCUGGGCCUCAUCACAGCCACCACCCUGCGCCUGCACCCUGCCCCUGAGGCCACAGUGGCCGCCACGUGUGCGUUCCCCAGUGUCCAGGCUGCUGUGGACAGCACUGUACACAUCCUCCAGGCUGCAGUGCCCGUAGCCCGCAUUGAGUUCCUGGAUGAAGUCAUGAUGGAUGCCUGCAACAGGUACAGCAAGCUGAAUUGCUUAGUGGCGCCCACACUCUUCCUGGAGUUCCAUGGCUCCCAGCAGGCACUGGAGGAGCAGCUGCAGCGCACAGAGGAGAUAGUCCAGCAGAACGGAGCCUCUGACUUCUCCUGGGCCAAGGAGGCCGAGGAGCGCAGCCGGCUUUGGACAGCACGGCACAAUGCCUGGUACGCAGCCCUGGCCACGCGGCCAGGCUGCAAGGGCUACUCCACGGAUGUGUGUGUGCCCAUCUCCCGGCUGCCGGAGAUCGUGGUGCAGACCAAGGAGGAUCUGAAUGCCUCAGGACUCACAGGAAGCAUUGUCGGGCAUGUGGGUGACGGCAACUUCCACUGCAUCCUGCUGGUCAACCCUGAUGACGCCGAGGAACUGGGCAGGGUCAAGGCUUUUGCAGAACAGCUGGGCAGGCGGGCACUGGCUCUCCACGGAACGUGCACGGGGGAGCAUGGCAUCGGAAUGGGCAAGCGGCAGCUGCUGCAGGAGGAGGUGGGCGCCGUGGGCGUGGAGACCAUGCGGCAGCUCAAGGCCGUGCUAGACCCCCAAGGCCUCAUGAAUCCAGGCAAAGUGCUGUGAAGGGGGUCUGAGCACUUAGCCCACAAGUUCCCUGACUACGGAGCCGGUUCUGGAACUUUUCUUCAUGCCACGGCCCCUGCAAGGAAAUAGAUGCUGAGGCAGUCUUCCUGCCAGCGAGCCCACUGUAUCUGGGCCCAAGGCCAGAGGGCCCAGAGAGAAGCCUGAGCACCGUGUUACCUCCCUGGCCCUCUGGCUGGCCCCAGGAGCCUUUGGUUCAGUAAACGACCCAGGGUGGUUCCCAGCAAAGCUGCUUCCUCUCUGCUCCUACGCAUCCUGUCCUGGCGGGAAGAGAGCGUCUGGGUCCAUUCAAGACUCUGAUGACACCCCUCCCCGAGGCCUCCCACUGCCGGGGUCCCAGGACCCUUCCCCCUUCACCUGGUGACAGGAACACUCCUUUCCUGGUAUGGAACGUGAGCUCCCGUGACAUGAUGAUAGGUCUUCUCCUUGGGGCCUCCCCCAAUAAAUCUGUAAUAAACCUGAAACCCACCUACA